GCCGUAUUGAUUAUUUUCAAUUAAAUCGAAUUUGAAGUUAUAUCGAUUUAUUUAUGUUGUACGUGGAUUCGCCAGCCGCGUUGCCAAUUAAACAGCUGACGUGUUAUCGAUAAGUCCCGCCCGAUUUUUGUUAAAUACAGCACAUUUACGGACGCCGGCUCAGUUUAUUUUGUUUAACUUUGUUAAUAAGCUUUUAAAAUGCCAGAAGAGACUGAAGUUGCAAUUGUAGAUAAGCGUAACAAUUUACCUUGGAUAGAAAAGUAUCGGCCUGUUAAAUUUGAUGAAAUUGUUGGUAAUGAAGACACAGUGGCCAGACUCUCAGUGUUCUCCACGCAGGGAAAUUCACCCAACAUAAUUAUAGCAGGACCACCUGGCGUGGGUAAAACGACAACGAUUCAAUGCUUGGCCCGUAUACUGCUCGGAGACAGUUACAAGGAUGCAGUACUGGAGUUAAACGCCUCAAAUGAACGUGGCAUUGAUGUUGUGCGAAACAAGAUUAAGAUGUUUGCCCAGCAAAAGGUCACAUUACCCAAGGGUCGUCAUAAGAUUGUCAUCUUGGAUGAGGCAGAUAGCAUGACAGAGGGUGCACAGCAAUCUCUACGUCGCACUAUGGAGAUUUACAGCAACACCACACGCUUUGCGCUCGCCUGUAAUACCAGUGAGAAGAUCAUCGAGCCCAUACAGUCACGUUGCGCUAUGUUGCGUUUUACCAAGCUCUCGGAUGCGCAGGUGCUGGCCAAGCUGAUAGAAGUCUGCCAGCUGGAAAAGCUUAAGUAUGAUGAGGAUGGCUUAGAGGCUAUAGUAUUUACAGCCCAAGGAGAUAUGCGUCAAGGCCUCAACAAUCUACAAUCGACGGCACAAGGCUUUGGCGACAUAACCGGAGCCAAUGUGUUUAAGGUGUGUGAUGAGCCACAUCCUAUGUUGCUGCAAGAUAUGCUGCAGCACUGCGCUGCUAACGACAUACACAAGGCAUACAAGAUUCUCGCAAAAUUGUGGCGAUUGGGCUACGCACCUGAGGAUAUUAUAGGAAAUAUAUUCCGUGUCUGCAAGCGCUUGAAUGUGGACGAGCACAAGAAGUUGAACUUCAUCCGUGAGAUAGGAAUUACACACAUGAAGAUUGUUGACGGCUGUAACUCGCUGCUGCAGCUAACAAGUCUACUGGCUCGUCUCUGUAUUAUUGCAGAAGCUAAUUAGUUACAACACAUGUAUUUUAAAGUUUCCUUUUAUAUUAAAAGUAAUUAAGAAUUUGAA
This is a messenger RNA of Drosophila busckii, 1251 nucleotides long. It is a transcript of the gene RfC4, whose product is annotated as replication factor C subunit 2. Bases 199 to 1194 code for a protein of 331 amino acids. The transcript has 2 exons. Gene Ontology annotation, biological process: DNA repair; DNA-templated DNA replication. Gene Ontology annotation, molecular function: DNA clamp loader activity; ATP binding; DNA binding. Lineage: Eukaryota; Metazoa; Arthropoda; Insecta; Diptera; Drosophilidae. The record is from RefSeq and is a predicted model, not a curated record. Gene Ontology annotation, cellular component: nucleus; DNA replication factor C complex.